UGCAUCGACUAUCUGAUAACAAAACAAAUGAGUUUUAUAUUCGAAUUAAUUACUUCAUUUGUGCGCAAAAUGCUGGAGCUGCUGACAUUUGGGGGUAAGACAUUGAAAAACACGCUUAAAAUCUAUGUAAAAACAAACACUGGCCGCACGCUGACGGUGAACUUGGAGCCGCAGUGGGACAUCAAAAAUGUGAAAGAAUUGGUGGCUCCGCAGCUGGGACUGCAGCCGGAGGAGGUGAAAAUCAUAUUUGCCGGCAAAGAGCUAAGUGAUGCAACCACCAUAAUGCAAUGCGAUCUGGGCCAGCAAAGUACAUUGCACGCAAUUCGCAUGCGACCGCCCACUAUACAGCGGGAGAAACUUCUUUCCAUGUCGUUUGAGGAGGAGGAGCCCACAGGGACACCAACCGAAGAAGCCUCCAAGCCGCUUAACGAAACCCUGCUGGAUUUACAGCUGGAGAACGAUGAGCGACUAAACAUCACCGACGAAUAUCGAGUCCGUGCCAAGGCCCACUUCUUUGUGCACUGCGGGCAGUGCGAUAAGUUGUGCAACGGCAAGCUCCGAGUACGCUGCUCGCUCUGCAAGGGAGGCGCCUUCACAGUACAUCGCGAUCCCGAAUGCUGGGACGAUGUUCUCAAGCCCCGACGCAUACCCGGACACUGUGAGAGCCUGGAGAUCGCCUGUGUUGACAAUGCGGCUGGCGACCCGCCCUAUGCCGAGUUCUAUUUCAAGUGCGCUGAGCACGUCUCGGGCGGAGAAAAGGACUUCGCGGCGCCACUUAAUUUAAUUAAAAACAAUAUCAAAGAUGUGCCCUGCCUGGCAUGCACGGAUGUAAGUGAAACUGUUUUGGUCUUCCCCUGCGCUGCCCAGCACGUCACCUGUAUUGACUGUUUUCGGCAAUAUUGCCGUUCGCGUCUCGGCGAACGCCAGUUCAUGCCCCAUCCGGACUUUGGCUACACUCUGCCUUGUCCUGCUGGCUGUGAGCACUCGUUUAUUGAGGAAAUCCAUCACUUUAAGCUGCUGACACGCGAGGAGUACGAUCGGUAUCAGCGAUUUGCCACAGAGGAGUAUGUGCUGCAGGCUGGCGGCGUUCUCUGCCCACAGCCGGGAUGCGGCAUGGGAUUGCUCGUGGACCCCGACUGCCGCAAGGUGACCUGUCAAAAUGGCUGUGGUUAUGUGUUCUGUCGCAACUGCCUGCAGGGCUAUCAUAUUGGGGAUUGUCUGCCCAACGGGGGCAGUACCAGUGCCCCCAACUCCUGCGAGUACGCCGUGGACCCGAAUCGCGCGGCCGAGGCUCGCUGGGAGGAGGCCACCAACGUCACCAUCAAAGUCAGUACCAAGCCCUGUCCAAAAUGUCGAACGCCCACUGAGCGCGAUGGCGGCUGCAUGCACAUGGUCUGCACACGCGCUGGCUGCGGCUUCGAGUGGUGCUGGGUCUGUCAGACGGAGUGGACCCGUGACUGCAUGGGCGCCCACUGGUUUGGCUGAGGAUUCACCAAGUGCAUCCUUGAUAUGCGUUUAUUCCGUGUUUCGUUUGUUGACUAUUUCUAAAUUUCCGACCUUUCGAGUACGAGUAAAAACUUUUUGCAAGCAGAGCACCCUGUUUGUUGUCUACACAAUCAAUAGCAGAAACACCCUUGACUGGGAUCCGACUGGAUUCGCACCCAUCUCCAUCUGCAACUCCAUCCUACCCCACUGUAAUCCUCCGUUGCGUGCGCACACUUUGUUUACGUUUUUUUUUCCCUGUCACCUCCCACAAAUAUUUUGAGGGCUUUCCUCUUUCGGUUUACUGUCGGAAGCAAGCGGAAACCGCAACAAACACGUGCACUGGGCCGCAGAGAGAGAGAGAGAGAUAGCUGAGAGUGCGCAGUGGCCAGGAGACGGGAGAGUCCUCAAGAAACUCAGGCGCGUAGCCAGAAGUGGACACCAUAAGAAUUGAUUUCGUUUUUAAGGCGGUUCUGUCUAUCUGAAAUUUGUUGGUAGCUUUCAGUAGGGAACCAUGCCUGUAACUAUUGCUGUAAGGGAUGGAUGAAUGCACCCCUGCUACUAUAAUCAAUAGCGCACACCUCACCUAUACCCAACUCAUAAUAAUCCUAUAGGUGCUAUCUUUCAGGUUGACUUUCCACCUUUUGGCUUAUCGGUCAUCUGAGGUCGGGGCCCGCGAAAUGCCGCAGGGGUUCAGUGGCCAAAUAAUUUGCGGGUAGCUUCGCUUAAAGCUCUGUUCGUGCGGCUGCCCCGGAAAGCGUGCUACGGCUUUGCAUAUUGAUGCCAGUCUGUUCCGUUCCUAUCCCGGACAUCGAUAAAUCGAGCCUAUACAUACCUCGUGCCUCGUGUGUGCCUCAUAAACAUUCAAAACGUGGGAAACCCCCAAACGGGAAUUUUGCGAACAUUUUCCCUGCGCACUUGCUUUCUCUAUCUCUCUCUAUCUCUCUCUGUCUCUCUCUCUCUCUCUAUCUAUCACUUGCUACCGCGCGUUGCAAGUAAUAUGACGGUCUAGAUACCGCUCUGUUUUUGUUUGGUUUCUGUUUUGUGCUCUAAUUCGUAAGCAAAGCAAAGUGAAUAAAUUCAAAAUUUUGGAGAGCGAUAGCGAGAGAGCGCCAGCAGCCCCAAAGUGCAACCACACUCUCAACUUGAUGCUCGGCUAGCUGUCCCGCGCAUGUGGCAGCUUGCCAUCGAAUCGGGUCACAUAGCUCUACUACGAGCACGAGCAUGUGCCUCUGCUGGGCUCGGGGUUCCGUACCGUACCCAGUGCAGCUGCGAGCUGUGCCGUUUACUGUUGUCGCUUGGCUCGUCUCGUACUUUUUUGCUCCUUUUUCAGCUGCCACCACGUCUUUUGCCAGCUUUUCUUGUUCUUGCCACAGGGGACUUCGGUCGCCCGUUCGCCAUUCGCCACACGCCAUUCGCCGUUCGCCGUUCGCCGUGUUGCAGGGCCUUCGGUGUAUAAAUGGAAGCGCGCCACCGUAUCGCAUUUCAGUCUACGUCGGACUUUCGCGCGCGCCACACAUGCUGCGUAUACGUAACGUUUGGCUACACUUCAGCAGCGUAGGUGGGCCUUUUUUUUAUCAGAGCAACACCACCGCCGCCGUGCGGCACUCUGGGAAGUGUGGUGUCCUCUGCUCUGCCACAGAGCUGAUCAUUUGGACACACGGCCACUCUUCUUCACGGACGCUCUUCGAUUUUUCCGCGAGAGUGCCGAAGAGAGAGCGCUGCCUGGCCGUGCUUCAGGGCCAUUGUGAACGGUUUUGUGGCAACAUUUGAAAAUGUAACGGUAUUUUUUUUCAUGUGAAAACGGAAGCAAGAGUUUUUGCUUAAAUAUUUGUGAUGUGAAAUGAACUAAGCCCAGAAAACAAUAACAAAACCAAAAGGAACUGGCUUAAGAAGUUCAAAAAAACAACUUUCAAAUAAAUUCGAAUAUCAAGAGAAUAGUUUGAACCAUUCAGGAGUGGAUUUCACAUUGGAUAUUUGG
Molecule: messenger RNA, 3463 nt
Organism: Drosophila miranda
Lineage: Eukaryota; Metazoa; Arthropoda; Insecta; Diptera; Drosophilidae
Gene: park
Product: E3 ubiquitin-protein ligase parkin
Exons: 6
Coding region: 28-1485 (485 amino acids)
Biological process (GO): regulation of cellular response to oxidative stress; regulation of mitochondrion organization; negative regulation of protein phosphorylation
Cellular component (GO): ubiquitin ligase complex; cytosol; mitochondrion
Molecular function (GO): zinc ion binding; ubiquitin protein ligase activity; ubiquitin conjugating enzyme binding
Source: RefSeq, a predicted model, not a curated record